Molecule: messenger RNA, 2853 nt
Organism: Leishmania mexicana MHOM/GT/2001/U1103
Lineage: Eukaryota; Euglenozoa; Kinetoplastea; Trypanosomatida; Trypanosomatidae
Product: helicase-like protein
Exons: 1
Coding region: 1-2853 (950 amino acids)
Biological process (GO): transcription initiation at RNA polymerase II promoter; nucleotide-excision repair
Cellular component (GO): nucleotide-excision repair factor 3 complex; transcription preinitiation complex; transcription factor TFIIH holo complex
Molecular function (GO): DNA binding; ATP binding; 3'-5' DNA helicase activity
Source: RefSeq, a predicted model, not a curated record
AUGCUCGGUCGCACAUCAUGUCGCCUCCAGACAAUCGGCUUCUAUGUGGCGCAGCACCCGUGGCUGAAGGCGGCCGGUUUUGUGAAGAUCGGCUACAGCACCUGCCUUGAGACGCGCCUCGACAUGGCCUCUUUCAAGACGUGCUUUACACCGGAGUGGUACUAUGUCUCUGUCUUUGAGUGCCAGUCCAGCAAAGAGGCGCUUCUGCUCGAGCAGUCAGUGCUUUUUUGCCUGAGCGCAAAACGUGUCGAGCACCGCGAGCUGAUUCGGCUCAGUGAGGACGAGGUGACGGAGACAGCAGCGGUGCUCGCGCGCAAUCUGCGCCUCUCCGUUGUCCAGCGCAUGCGUCCGCAUUACGAAGGCACGCUCGCCCCAGUGACAUCAGCCCAACCUCGACAGCAGCCACUUCAACACACCUUCGCCGACUUGAAAACCACAGUGAUGAACGAGGAGCUAGAUGCGACCCCGCUGUCUCCCGCCAUGGUCUCCGCCACCAUUGCGCCGUACCUUGAAAUUCUCGACGGCGUCAAGGCAAACAUGCACACACUUCACUCGUCUCUCCACGAAGACGUCUAUCCGGCGGGGCGUAAAGGCGAGGAGGAUGAGGAGGGCCUCAGCAGCGGAGACUUCAGCUUUCUCUCCACCUGGAUCGACCGCAACGACUACUCCCUUGAUAUGCUUCGGCCUUACCAACAGGAGGCCGUCGCCCGCCUCAUGGCAGAGCUCCGCGAGCGCAAGAAAGCCGUGUGCCAGAUGGCCUGCAGAUGCGGCAAAACACCGGUGGCGUACCGCAUCAUUCAGCACACCCUCCAGGAGGGUGGUAGCGGGCGCGUUCUCUACCUUGUCCCUGGGCUCUCCCUGCUUCGGCAGACGGUGCGCAAGCUCGUCGCCUACGGUCUGCAGGACACGCCGCUGCUCCUCAUCGGCUCCGACCCACUCCCGGUGGUGCUAAACGGGAACAAGUGUCAGUCCAUGACGACGAACCCCGACGUGAUUCGAGAAACCAUCCUGGGCAAUCCCAAAGUGGUGGUCGUCUCCACGUACCACUCAUCGCCGCUGCUCAAGGAGCUGAACAUCUUUCAGCUCACCGUUUUCGAUGAGUGCCACCGCGUGUGCGGCAGCGCCGCCGAUACGGCGUUCAACACCGUGCUGAAGCUCCCACUGCACGGCCAGCGCCUCUUCCUCACGGCGACCCCCACGUACGACACACCCAUCAAAAUGAGUGACACCGGCUACUUUGGCGGUAUUGCCUACCGCUACUACCUUCGCGAGGGCAUCAACGACGGCUACGUGAACCCAUUCUCCGUGCGCGUCGUGCUGGGCGACACCAUGUCGCACAUGAAUCCAUACCUCUUCGAGGCGAUGCGCAUGGUGGACAAGAUGCUCGUCUUUUGCCGCGACAUCGCCCAUGCUCUGAAGAUGUACGAGGAGCUAAUGGCGGAGACACCCCCCAGCGACCUUGCCGCCUUCUCCGUCCUCAUCGCGCACUCGCGCAUGGGGAGCGCGGCCGUGGCCAAUGCUCUACAGUCCUUCACAACGGCGAGGCGGUGCCUUCUGCUGAAUGUGCGCCUUUUCCAGGAGGGGGUGGAGAUACCGGACCUCAACGCCGUCUUCUUCGCCGCGCCGCGAUACAGCUCGCGCGACAUCAUUCAGAGCAUUUGCCGGCCGCUGAACAAGAUGGAUGGCAAACCGCCAUCGUUCGUCCUUCUGCCAGCCGUCUACGACCGCAGAUACGCCGCGGAUCACCCCAUCAACUUGCAGAGCUUCUCCACUCUCAUCCCUUUCACGGAUGCUCUCAUGGACGAGGACCCGACACUCUUUGAGUACAUGAUCGACCCUCAGAAGAAGUCGUACGACAUCGACGUCGUCGGCGUUCGCUCGCUUAGGCUGACGUCGGAGAAGCUCCACCGAUUUGUUCUGCCAGCCAUUCGGCGUGGUGUGCGCUACUCCACUCGCGACACCGACCGUCUCCACCGCGCCGCGCGACUCCCGUGGAAGAGCAUCUUUGAGGAGAUGAAGCGCAUCGUGUACGAGUGCAACCGAUACCCCAAGACGAACGACGCCUGGGUGGUCGGUGGUACGCCAGUGUCGAUGAACAUGUUCUACCAGUACGUACGCCGUGGCUACAAGAUAUACGAGCGCGGUGAGCCCACCUACCUCCAGGUUCACCAGCUGCGCGACCUGGAGAGCCUGCCGCAAUGGAAGCGCUACGGCGUGCACGGGCCGUACCCGUGGAAGGAGUGCCUUCAGACGCUCGAACGCCACCUUCGCGCACACAAGACGGUGCCGCCGCUCGACAUACACAAGGGCGGCUACGUCGGCCUCGACGCGACACCGUUUGAGCGGCUGGCGGGCUGUCUCAUGAACGUCAACCAGGCGGAUAGCCGACUCCAAGUCGGGCUGCCACCAGAGAAGCAGGCGGACUUGGACCGUCUGUGUGCGCCGUACAGGCUGCGGUGGCGCAAGCGGCGCGCCACGUCUGGGGCAAUUGUGAAGAACGACGUGACGAUGAUCACGCAGUCCUACAUGCAGUUCAAGCAGCUGUAUGAGAAUGUGGACAAGGUGCCAGCGUUUAAAAAGUACCUCGAGCUGCACUUCCCCGGAUACCCGCAGAAGCACGUGCGAAUGGAAACGCUCGACAACCUGCGCAAGGGCAUUGUGCCGCCGCGUCGAGCCCAGCAGCCCCGACAGGAGAAGAGGAGGAGAAAGCUCAAGGGCAAGCAGCCCCCCAGCGCGGCCGCGAAGGGCCGCACUGUUAUGUGUCGCAUCUGCCGAGAACACGUUUCUGUUUUGAAGUGGGAGUCACACCUCUCCAGCAAAGCACAUCUCCGCGCGCAGAAGACGCUGUCGUGA